Molecule: messenger RNA, 785 nt
Organism: Olea europaea var. sylvestris
Lineage: Eukaryota; Viridiplantae; Streptophyta; Magnoliopsida; Lamiales; Oleaceae
Product: nuclear-pore anchor-like
Exons: 9
Coding region: 105-785 (226 amino acids)
Biological process (GO): mRNA export from nucleus
Cellular component (GO): nuclear pore
Molecular function (GO): structural constituent of nuclear pore
Source: RefSeq, a predicted model, not a curated record
UUCUGUAUUUUUUUCUAUCCAGAAGCGAGAUCAUUUCCUUGCGAUCUGAGCGUGACAAGUUAGGACUAGAAGCACGAUUUGCGCAAGAAAAAUUGGCCAGAUUUAUGAAAGAAUUUGAGCAUCAGAGAGAUGAACAUAAUGGAGUCAUAGCGAGAAACAUUGAGUUCUCACAGCUGAUAAUCGACUACCAGCGGAAGGUGCGUGAAAGUUCCGAGUCGCUGAAUACUACUGAGGAGCUGUCACGCAAGUUAACAAUGGAGGUCGCUGUCCUGAAGAAUGAAAAGGAGAUGUUGCUCAACUCUGAGAAGAGAGCUUUUGAUGAAGUUCGUAGUUUGUCAGAGAGAGUUUAUCGUUUGCAGGCCAGUUUAGACACCAUGCAUAGUACUCAGGAAGUGCACGAGGAGGCCAGAAGCAUAGAGAGGAGAAAGCAUGAGGAGUAUGCUAAAAAAAUUGAGAAAGAAUGGGCUGAAGCUAAAAAGGAGCUUCAGGAAGAACGUGAGAAAGUUCGGAAUCUUACACUUGAGCGCAAAAAUGCCAUGAUGAAUGCCAUGAAACAAGUUGAAACUCAGGCUAAAGAAUUAGCUGAUGCCUUGCAUUCUGUGGCUUUUACGAAGUCUCAUCAUUUCUCUCAUACAUCCUCUUUCUCUCUAGCCAUAAUGCUAAAUGUUGCCCUCUCUCAUUCUCUCUCUUUCAAGCUCGUCAAUGGUCGCCAAGUUUCAAGCUUAUUUUUUCCUUUAAAAGAGGUUUUUAUUAUCAAGCAUUUUUUUAUGAUUUUUAAUGUCUAA